Messenger RNA from Piliocolobus tephrosceles (Ugandan red Colobus), 1912 nucleotides. RefSeq names its product spermatogenesis-associated protein 31A1-like. The annotation marks the transcript as partial. NCBI's taxonomy places the organism in Eukaryota, Metazoa, Chordata, Mammalia, Primates, Cercopithecidae. The record is from RefSeq and is a predicted model, not a curated record. The transcript has a single exon.
AAGCAGCAAGGAGGCACAGAAGGUGAAGUUCCAGCCCUCCAUGUCCACAGGCAAAAGCAGCAAGGAGGCACAGAAGGUGAAGUUCCAGCUGGAGAGGGACCCGUGCCCACAUCUGGGGCAAAUUCUGGGGCAGACCCCGCAAAAUCUAUCCAGGGGCAUGGAAAGCUUCCCAGGGAAGGUUCUGGGGGCGACCUCUGAGGAGUCGGAAAGGGACUUGAGGAAGCCCUUGAGGAGUGACUCAGGAAGUGAUUUAUUAAGACGCACAGAGAGGAAUCGUAUAGAAAACGUCCUGAAAGCCCACGUGGGCAGGAAGUUGGGCCAGAUGAACGAGGGCUUGAUCCCUGUGAGUGUGCGUCGAUCCUGGCUUGCUGUCAACCAGGCUUUUCCCGUGUCCAACACCCACGUGAAAACCAGCAAUCUAGCACCCCUGAAAAGUGGGAAAGCCUAUGUGAACACAGCCCAGGUGCUUCCCUUCCUCGAGCCGUGUACUCAGCAGGUGCUGGGAGCCCAUAUUGGGAGGUUAUGGGCCAAACACAGGUGGGGUCUACCCCUCAGGGUUCUCAAACCCAUUCAGUGUUUUAAAUUAGAAAAGGUUUCGUCCUUGUCCCUUACACAGCUUGCCGGUUCCUCCUCAGCCACCUGUGAAUCUGGGGCUGGCUCAAAAGUUGAGGUGGCCACGUUCCUUAGAGAACCACCAACGGCAAGUCUGAGAAAGCAGGUGCUGACCAAAGCAUCUGACGUGCCAGAGAGUCUUCUGGCCUCUUCCCCUGCAUGUAAGCAGUUCCAGAGGGCCCCGCCAGGGAUCCCAUCUUGGAAUGAUCAUGGGCCCUUGAAGCCUCCUCCAGCUGCACAGGAGGGCAGGUGGCCAUCAAAGCCCCUCACAUACGGCCUCACAGGCAGCACCCAGCAGAGCAGGAGCUUAGGAGCCCAGUCUUCAAGGGCUGUAGAGACCAGGGAGGCAGUGCCACAACCCAGAGUCCCCUCAGGAAUCCAUAUGCUGGCAAACCUCCAAGCCACAAGGGAAGAUGUGUGUGGUUUCGAGGCUCCAGGGACCAGCAAAAGUUCUCUACUCCCUAAAAUGUCUGUCGCCCAAGAUCCAAGACAGCUGUGUCCUAUGGAGGAGGUUAUUAGUGAAUUUGAGCCUGGAAUGGCCACGAAGUCAGAGACCCAGCCUCAAGUUUGUGCUGCUGUUGUGCUCCUUCCAGAUGGACAAGCAUCUGUUCUGCCCCUGGCUGCAGAGAAUUUGGCUCCUCAAGUGCCCCAGGGCCAUCUCCAGAGCACGCCUCCUGGGAACAUGCGGGCUUCCCAGGAGCUACGUGACCUCAUGGCAGCCAGAAGGAGCAAUCUGGGGCACAGGGAGCCCAAGGACCCCAAAUGUCAAGUCUCAGGCAAGAGACAAAGCCCGAUAGACACUCAUCAGGAUGAAGGUGUCCAGCCAUUGCCAUCAAAGAAACAGCCUCCUUCAAUAAGCCAAAACAUCAAGCAUUUUUUUCAGCAGGUUUUCUCAAAGAAGAAAACGAAGCCAGCACCAGUCACUGCCGGGAGCCAAAACGGAAAAAAUAGGUCCUGUGUGUACGGCAGCAGCGCUGAAGCUCAGGGGCUCAUGACAGCAGUCGGACAGAUGCUGGAGGAGAAAAUGUCAGUUUGCCAUGCACGCCAGGCCUCGAAGGUAAAUCAGCACAAACAAGAGUUACAAGCUCCAGUCUGUGGGUUUCCCUGCAACCACAGGCACCCCUUCUUCUCAGAGGGCUAUGCCGCCAGCAGUCAACAAGCCACUCUCAAGAGCCAGCGUUGUCCCAACAGAGAGAGGCAAAUCAAAGAUCAACAGCCCCUGAAAAGUGUCCGGUGCAACAAUGAGCCAUGGGGCCUGCGACAUCCCCAGCUCUUGCUCCCCAAGAAAGCUGUACCCCCA